AUGGCUGAACAAGACACCCAAUACGACUUCAUCGUUGUAGGCGCCGGCCCCGCGGGAUGCAGCAUCGCUCGCGGACUAGCACACAGCAAGGCCCGCCCUUCUGUGCUGCUGCUCGAGGCCGGAGGCGACAAUAAGGAGCCCAACCUGCGCGUCAUCGGAAACGAAUACGUGCAAUUCCUCAACCCCGAGCAGACAUAUCCCUACGAGAGCACCCCGCAGCCGCACCUGGAAGGACGCAGGAUCGGCCUCGCGCGAGGAAAGGGCCUCGGCGGCUCGUCGGCCGUCAACUUCACGGCGUGGACAAUCGGGCCUCGAGAUGACUGGAAGACCAUGUCGGAGCUCACAGCCGAUCCGGCCUGGGACUGGGACAACGCCCUGCGCCGGUGGAAGAAGCUGGAGACGUACCACGACAAGACGCCCGAGGUGCCUCAAGGUGUGACGAAAUACCUUGAUCCCAAGGCUGAGGCCCACGGCUACGAGGGACCGCUUCACAUUGGCUUCCAGCCCAAAUGGGACAACUACACCACGUCGACAAUGGACGCCUGGGAGGCCAACGGCUACGCCAUCAACCGGGACAUGGGCAGCGGCGACUUUCUGGGCAUCUCGGUCGUUCCGCAGACCAUGACGCGCGGCACGAGAACCACGGCGGCCGAUCUGCUGGCAAAUGCGCCUGCGAACUUGCACAUCAUGACCAACGCGCCUGUCCGCCGGGUCGAGUUCGAGGACAAGACGGCCACCGGCGUCUCGCUUCUCGACGGAACCGUCUUGAAGGCCGCCAAGGAGGUCAUCCUCUCCGCCGGCAGUCUCGACACGCCCAAGAUCCUGAUGCACUCGGGCAUUGGCCCUGCAGACCAGCUGAACAAGGUCGGCAUUUCGCCGCUCGUCGACAACCCCAACGUCGGCCAGAACUACAGGGACCACUACCACGUCACCCUCAAGUACGGCCGCUCCGAGGAGUCGGACACCAUCAGCGCGUUCUUCAAGGACAAGGCGCGCCAGGCGGCUGCGAUGCGCGAGUGGGAGCUGUUCCGCACCGGCGACUACGUGACCAACGGCACGACCAUGACCAUGGGCUUCUUCAAGAGCGCCGGCGUCCUGGCCAGCAAGGAGUUUGCCGAUCUGCCUGCCCAGGAGCGCGCUCGCUUGUCCCAGCCGACGAUUCCCACGUACGAGAUGGCUGCGCUGGGCAUCACGCCCGACUACUACGUGGCCCCCGAGACGGCGCCUCCGAUCCUGUCGAUUCUGGUCUUUGUGCAAAACUCGCAGGGCGUUGGAAACGUAAAGCUCGUCUCUGCUGACCCCACGGUGCCUCUCGACUUCAACCCAUCAUUUGCUGACCACCCGUACGACCGACGUGUCAUCAUCGAGUCGACCCGCGAGGUUCUCAAGGUCACGGCCAGCCCGUCCUUCACCAAGGACGCACACCCGACCCAAUCGCAAUUCGACGUCCCAGCCACCGACAGCGACGAGGAUAUCCUCGAUUUCUGGCGCAAGAACUGCACCAGCACGUGGCACAUGAGCGGAACGUGCAGGCUGGGACGUGAUGAGAAGCAGGCCGUGGUUGACCCUCGUUUCCGCGUCUACGGUGUCAGCGGUCUCCGAGUGGCGGAUAUGAGUGUCAUGCCCAUCAUUGCUAGCUGCCACAUUCAGUCCACGGCUUACCAGAUUGGUAUGAUUGCUGCUGAAAAGCUGCAGGCUGAGUAUUCUUUGAACGGACAGCAGCGUCUAUGA
This is a messenger RNA of Ilyonectria robusta, 1731 nucleotides long. RefSeq lists its product as uncharacterized. The transcript is spliced from 2 exons. Gene Ontology annotation, molecular function: oxidoreductase activity, acting on CH-OH group of donors; flavin adenine dinucleotide binding. The record is from RefSeq and is a predicted model, not a curated record. NCBI's taxonomy places the organism in Eukaryota, Fungi, Ascomycota, Sordariomycetes, Hypocreales, Nectriaceae. Bases 1 to 1731 code for a protein of 576 amino acids.